Amblyraja radiata (thorny skate) is the source of this 1612-nucleotide messenger RNA. RefSeq names its product zygote arrest 1 (gene zar1). Lineage: Eukaryota; Metazoa; Chordata; Chondrichthyes; Rajiformes; Rajidae. Gene Ontology annotation, cellular component: cytoplasm. The coding region runs from base 494 to 1516 and encodes 340 amino acids. Gene Ontology annotation, biological process: translation. The record is from RefSeq and is a predicted model, not a curated record. The transcript has 4 exons.
CCAAUUAAUAGCCAGCGCUUGCUUUUCACGUGUUUUGUGCAAUUCGGUGUGUUUGUUUUGGAGAGUUAACAUAUUGAAGAAUUUCUAAAUUAAUGGAAGAAUUUCAAAAUAAAUGGAAGACUGAACGAGAAGUUUAAGUUUGUUACUCUCUUGUAAAUGAUGAUCUUUUCGCUGUUAAAUAUGACUAUCCUUUAAAUGUGUUGAUCUUUCGCUGAUAACUUUAAGGAAAAACUUUGGGCAAAUGCAAACCUUCCAACGCAAUUUUCUCUGGAAUUAUUUGAGCCACCAGAAAUAACAUGACAUCUUUUUGAGCUGCUUGAAUUCUGACGGCAAUGCAUCGUUCACUCGUGAAUAAUAAAGCGCGAGUGGAGCUUGUUAACGCAAUUGUAGCUUGUUAACGCAAUUGUUUGGACCAAUUAGCAACAGCCUUGUAAUUACUGGUUGAGUGGACUAUUUAAAUAAAGCAAGGCGCGCAGUAUCGUUGCCUAAGACCAUGGCGACCUUAGGCGAAGAGGCAGUUGAUUAUAUUUACUCGCCUUACAACCCUUAUUCUUAUCAUUACCGGCCAAAGGGUUCCAGUUGGAGGCAGAGGCAAUACGUGAACAACUAUGGAGAUCCGACCGAAUAUUUUGAUAACUACCAACGAGCUCGGCUCAAGGCUAUAUUAUCUCAGGUGAACCCGAACCUAAUACUGAGAGUGAGAAAAGCUAACACCAAAGAUGUCGGCGUGCAGGUUAACCCUAAAAUCGACGCGUCUGUGCAGUGUUCGUUGGGUCCCAGGACGCUGACGGCGACGACACCGCGGCGCAAGGGAGUUGCCCUCAGGCGCCGGGCUCCACAAAACCAGGUGCAAGGAAGCCCGGUUAGUAUGCCCAAACAUGUUCGCUUCCGGAGGACCAUGGCUAUCUACUCGCCCAUCGUGUCGCCCAACCUAAACGGCUUCAUCUACAAAGACGGCCAGGACAAUGGAAAAGUGCAGUCCAAAGAGCCGCAAGAUAAACAAGCACGUCCGGAGAAAGACUUGGAGGUGAAAGAGAACGAGAGAAAGCAGGACAUCCCCCCUCCAGAGAAGGAGAUGUCCUCUGCCCCGGACGGGGCAAAUACCGAGCAGUCCGACAGCACGUGGAGGGAGGAGGAGGAGGAACAAAAUACCGAGGAGCCGCUCACCAGUGCUGUCAAAAAUGAGAAACGGCUCAGAUUUCAGUUCCUAGAGCAGAGGUACGGAUAUUUCCACUGCAAGGAUUGCAAUGCUCGGUGGGAGAGCGCUUAUGUCUGGUGUGUGCAAGGCACUAGCAAGGUCUACUUCAAGCAGUUUUGCAGAACCUGCAAAAUGCCAUACAACCCUUAUAGUGUCGAGGACAUCACCUGUCAAACCUGCAAACAGUCGAGAUGCACCUGUCCCAUCAAAAUGCGCCAUGUUGACCCAAAGAAGCCGCAUCGUCAGGAUCUGUGUGGCAGGUGCAAGGGCAAACGGCUCUCGUGCGACAGCACUUUCAGCUUCAAGUACAUAAUUUGAUCUCGAUGGUAGGACUGACUUCCUGCUGGGACUCGAGCUAAUAGAAGUGUUGUUUUUUUGGUUUAAAAAAAGAAAGAAAAUAAAGUGUGAAAAGCA